AUGUCAUUAUUUCAACAAGUUAAAUUUGGUAACACUGGUCUAAAAAUCUCUCCAUUCAUUUUUGGUACUAUGACUUUUGGCAAUAAAAAAAAUAUGCAAUGGGCAAUUGAAGAGAUGGAAGAUGCUUACAAGAUUUUGAAGUAUGCUUAUGACCGUGGUAUUCGUACAUUUGAUACUGCAGAUGCUUAUGCCAAUGGUUUAAGUGAAACUAUCUUGGGUAGUUUUUUAAAACAUUAUAAUAUUCCAAGAGAAACAGUGGUUAUUAUGACCAAAGUCUUUUACAGAGUUGACGAUACAAUCGAGUUAAAUCCGACCGAUCUAUUGUUCGGCAACAAUGAGGAAUUAAAUUUGCGUUUGGUUAACCAAAAAGGUCUUUCCAGAAAGCAUAUUUUAGAAGCAGCUAAAAAUUCUGUUCGUAGACUAGGGACAUAUAUCGAUGUCUAUCAAAUUCAUCGUUGUGAUCAUGAAACACCUUUUGAAGAAACAAUGAGGGCUUUGAAUGACGUUGUUGAACAGGGUUAUGCUAGGUAUAUUGGAGCUUCCUCCAUGUUAGGUACUGAAUUUGCAGAGUAUCAAUUUAUUGCAGAAAAGCACGGAUGGCAUAAGUUUGUCAACAUGCAAACUUGUUAUAAUUUAUUGUACAGAGAAGAUGAAAGAGAAAUGUUACCUUUCUGUAAGAAAAAUAAUGUUGCCAUCACGCCAUGGUCUCCUUUACAGAUGGGAUUCUUAGCUAGGCCAAUUACCGAAAAAAGUGUAAGACAAACUACUGAUCUAGUUAUUAAAGCCAUGAGUCUAGAUAAGUUUUCUGAAGCAGACAAGGAAAUUAUUGACCGUGUGAAUAAAUUAGCCAACAAAAAGAACUUGAAGAUGGCAACUGUUACUUUAGCUUGGUUAUUCAAGAAAAAUGCUUUUCCAAUUGUUGGUUUAAAUAAAGAAUCAAGAAUUGAUGAUGCCCUCGAAGCUUUAAAGGUUGAACUAACUGAAGAAGAGGUCAAAUAUUUAGAAGAACCAUACAAGCCAAAACCAUUAUUCAUGUAA
Messenger RNA from Henningerozyma blattae CBS 6284, 1038 nucleotides. RefSeq names its product aldo/keto reductase. The transcript has a single exon. The coding region runs from base 1 to 1038 and encodes 345 amino acids. NCBI's taxonomy places the organism in Eukaryota, Fungi, Ascomycota, Saccharomycetes, Saccharomycetales, Saccharomycetaceae. The record is from RefSeq and is a predicted model, not a curated record.